CCGGUUUUCCCACCCACAGCGAGUUCCUGCGCCUACAUGUCCCAAGGCCCUGAUGAGGUGGUCAAUUCACCCACUCUAACUGAACCGGUGGAAUCCAUUUUUAGUGACUUUACUGCUGCCCCGGGACACGAAACUAGUUUGGACCUCUCUUCUGGCUCCUCAGACUCCAUUGAGCGUCAACCGCAUUCUUUAGCUCACUUUUUUGCCGGUCUCCUACGCCCCAGCUUUGAGGACAUUGACGUCGCUGUGAAGACCUGUGUGGCCAGUCAAGUCAGCUUGCAGUCUCUUCUAGAACGCCUGUCUUUAGACCUUUCCAGGCUUCUGGAAGUAAUCCCACCACCUGUCGACCUGUCCGAAUACGUUAAGAAGGUGAAUUCCGCAAAGACCCGCAUCACUACAGUCUAUAACCAAUUACAGAGUCUGCAGGUAAGUCAUCUGGUUGAUACUGUCGCAUUGUUUUGA
This is a messenger RNA of Dibothriocephalus latus, 462 nucleotides long. The record is from the annotation of a GenBank genome assembly. Lineage: Eukaryota; Metazoa; Platyhelminthes; Cestoda; Diphyllobothriidea; Diphyllobothriidae.